GAGCAAUCCAUCAAACAGAAGCAGCAGGAAAUUAUGGCGCAGCAGAUGAUUGCGCAACAGCAGAAGGCCGUGGCCCUGGGAGAACUGAAGAAGAAACAGGAAGAGCAGAGAAGGCAGCAAGAGGAAAACCGACUGAGGCAGCAGGAAGAGAUGAAGCGGCGUGCAGCCGAGCAGCGGCAGAAGAUGGAAGAACAAACCAGAAAGAAUAUGGAGGAACAGAAGAGGUUGGCUGAGGAGCGAAAGAGGCAGUUCGAGGAGCAGAAGGCUGCGAUGACUUUGCGCCAUUUCUUGGCUCAGAAGAUCCGGGUCGCCAAAGAAGAAUCCGAGCUGGCCGUAGCUCAGCAGGAGUUGGCCGAGCUCAUGCAGCAGGAGCUGCCCAAGUGCGGCAGCAGCGCAGAGAAGGUGCAAACCGAGUGCGCUCAGGCGGUAGAGAUCACCCUGAAGCGAAUUGAGACGGUCAAAGAACAGAAGCGGAAAGAGGAGGAACGUCUGGGAGUCCCAGAGAUGGUUUGGGCCUGGGGCUUCUGGGCAUCAGUUUUAGCAAGCAGCUUGGUGGGGGGAAUGCAGGAUCAAGAGAUCAGAUUUUCGGUGCCCUGCGGUGUUGUUUUUAGUCGCGUGGCGCCCUUCUUUAUAGAGCAAGGGUUAAAACCCGUGAUGAAACUGGUUGAGCUGGAUUCAUUUUUCCACAUUUUUGAUUGGGUUGGAGCCUUGGUGUUUCAACCACCUUUUCCAACCGGUUUUGCCAUGGCCCUCCCCCUGGGCCGGCGGCUCCUGCCGCGGCUCCUGCCGCGGCAUGACCCGCUGCGCUGCGGGUCGUACCGUAGCUUGUCCAUUGCGGCACUGACGGGAUCCACACCCAUGGAGAAGAGGGGAGGAGUCUCUGCCCCGCGUUUCCACGUGGGAGUGGUGGUGGUGCCACAGCAAAUCGCAUGGGUCAUCGAACGGCUGGGCAAAUUUCAGAAGGUCCUAGAUCCAGGAAUUCACUUCUUGGUGCCCAUGGUGGACCGGGUCGCCUAUGCGCAUUCCUUGAAGGAGGAGGCCAUUGCCAUCCCCAACCAACAGGCCAUCACCAAGGACAAUGUGACCAUCAGUAUCGAUGGUGUCCUCUAUUUGAAAGUGGUGGAUGCCUAUCAGGCCUCCUACGGCGUCCACGACCCCUUCUUCGCCGUGACGCAGCUGGCGCAGACCUCCAUGCGCUCGGAGAUCGGCAAGAUGACGCUGGAUAGGACUUUCGAAGAGAGAGAUGCCAUGAACCAGGCCAUCGUGCAUGCUGUGAACGUGGCAGCACAUGCCUGGGGCAUCGAAGUCCUGCGAUAUGAGAUCCGGGAUAUCAUACCACCUGCCUCCAUCAAGCAGGCCAUGGAGAUGGAGGCGGAGGCAGAGCGCCGGCGUCGCGCGGAGGUCUUGCAGAGCGAAGGAGAUCGGCAGAGCGAGGUGAACUUGGCACAAGGCAAGAUGCAAGCAGCCAUCCACCAAGCCAAAGGUGACGCGGCAGUGAUCCGGGAACGAGCCAAGGCGACCGCUGAAGGUAUCGAGCUCAUCAGCGCGGCCAUCGCCUCCAAUGCUGGAGGCCACCAAGCCGCUACCCUGCGGGUGGCGGAGCAAUGGGUGGCCGCAUGGAAGGAGAUGGCUCGCAAGUCCAACACCAUUAUCGUCCCGGCCAACGCCGGCGAUGCCUCCUCCAUGAUUGCCUCGGCCACAAGUAUCAUGAAGCAACUGGGUGAUGGCUCACCCCUGGGACCCCUAGAGGGGACGGCCUUGCCGCCGGCCGAUCCGUCCCAGAGCGCCUUCAACAAGGAGACCGCAGAGGAAGUGAAGUCAGAAUAG
Molecule: messenger RNA, 1827 nt
Organism: Cladocopium goreaui
Lineage: Eukaryota; Dinophyceae; Suessiales; Symbiodiniaceae
Source: the annotation of a GenBank genome assembly